Molecule: messenger RNA, 3863 nt
Organism: Dendroctonus ponderosae (mountain pine beetle)
Lineage: Eukaryota; Metazoa; Arthropoda; Insecta; Coleoptera; Curculionidae
Exons: 7
Coding region: 471-1316 (281 amino acids)
Source: RefSeq, a predicted model, not a curated record
GGAUGACAAGAGCCCAACAAUUAGUUGUAGGAAAUCGUCAUUUUCAGGAGCUACAUCUUAUAGAGGAAAAGACGCGGAACCCCAAGAGCAGACUCCGCAGCGCAAAACCGGGGGUAUGGCUCUGCCCCAUUCCGUCUUUCUGCGAAUUAGUCUUGCGCCAAACACAACCAGAGCAGCCUCUAAAAACACAUUCCUGUGUAUUUAUCAGUAUCAGAGCUUAUACGCUGUCUGACUCUUUUAGAGAAUGAUGCAACUGGUCUUGACCUGCUGUUUUUGACGUCUUACUGAUUGAGUAAGUUCAGGGUAAUAACAUUCUCAAAGUUUCAAGUUAAAGUUGAACAAAUAAAUUCAAAUUGUAUUCUGGUGAUUUGCUUUCAUUUACGAUGAAAUUUUAAUUGGAUUUUUCCAUAAUUUCCGAUAAUUGUUAUUUGCACUGCCCUGCACUAUUACCAAUAAGAGCCGUCGUCAAAAUGAUGCUCGUGAGCUUAUUAAUAUACUGGGCAAUAGUUUCUCUCGUACAAGGUUUGCCUGGUGCUAAGGGGUACAGAAACUCCGGGGAAGUCGCUAAAAUAGGGAUUCAGCCUGAACCGACAUGUGAAGAACUAAAGGCAAUGUGGAGGUUUUCAAAAAGACAAUCACGUGCUGCGGAACUGACAAAUGAGCUUCCAAUGUAUCCGGACCCUUUUGCUGAAAAUGUGUGGCAAAAUUAUUACGCUACAUCCAGAAGUAUUGCAGGGAGAAGACCUGUUGCCUUUGGCAAGAUUUCGUAUGCUCCGUCAAAAAAUAAAAUAAACCCAGAAUAUCUAAUGCCAUAUUUACAAUAUGGUCCCCAAACAGCACAACCAAGACGGCGACCAGCUACUUCAUUUAGGUUGCCAGGUGGCGGAAAUAUUAUCUCUAAUUAUCCUCCUCAAGCUGGCUCAUUUGAUCACCUGAAGGAACUCAUUAAGACGGAAAGAGCUCGAGAACUGCAGCAACAAAGAUUAGUUGAAGAAAAUGCUGCCAGGGCAGCAGUCAUGAAGGAUACUGGACGACACCAACCUGGACGAUACACCACUGAUCAUUUUUCAUAUCACAUGGUCGAGCCUCAAGAAAUUCUAUUUUCAUCUGAUAUGCCCGAGAUUGAGGAAGACGAGCCCAUCCCAGUCGAAGACCGAACUGGAAUAAUAACUUUUCCUGAUAUUUUGGCACCAAAAGAACGUAUGAGCCCUGAAAUGCCAAUUUAUAACAGGGAUCACCCCCGUAUGCGUUCUCAUGGUCCAAACCUUUUUGAUGCAAGCUUCUUUCCGGAAGAAUAUGGUGGAUAUAUGCUUUAAGUGCGUAAGUAAAGCCGCAUCAGUAUUAUGGUAAAAGUACUAUUGUUAAUCAAUUGGAUGGUCCGCUAUUACAAAAUGUCAAAUUAAAGGUAAUUUCCAAAUCAUCUACUAGAGUAGCAUCAGUCAAUACCUACGCAUUUUACAAGAAAAAAAUCGAAUUCACGUUUGUUGUUUGGUGUUACCUUAAUUAUAAUCCCUAGUUAAGUGCUAAAGUCAAUCACAAAGGAUAACCUAUCAAUAUGGAAGUAUGUUAAAAACAUUUGUUGAAUGGCUGGACAUUUGAGUUUAUCAAAUUAUUCCAUGUGUAAUACGUUUCCUCGACAGAUGAUCGUUUCGUCCAACACAAAGGAAAUAUUCAUGAAUGGAUUUCAGUAAUUUUACACACAACUUUCAGUUCAAAUAGUAGAUACCAACUUCCAUCAAAUGGACGAGGCGGAAAAAAUGAAAUUAUAGCAAAGCAUUUAGCAGCAGAACAGCCUAGCAUACAUUUUUACUUGCUAGUACAAAAUAUUAUUAAGAAACACUAAAUGAAACACAUAAACAAUGAAAAAUAGAUUCGUCGUUUUUCUGGGUUGUUGAAUAUGACACUGCUAGUUAGUAUAUUUUUAAUGGAUGAAGCCCAAUUUUUCAAAUGUAACUCAAGGAAAAUGUACGAAAAGGCUAAAAUUCUUAAAAACAUCUGAUGCUAUAAUUCAUUAUGUUAUAUACAUACUCUAAAAACAUUUCUACAUGAGCAGUAAUUUUUAAGAUAGAUUUUAAUAUGCUUUGAGGCUGAAUGUAAUUUAUAAACAUAUCCAAACACAUCUUGUAUCUCCCAAUAUCAAUGUCUGCAUAUCUCCAAAUAUCAUCCAUCGAUUAAUACACAUCACAUUACAUUUAACUAAUUUAUUACUAGUUGAAGAUAAAUACUUUCAAUGUUACGAGAUCGCAGAUUAAAUAACGUGAAUUACAAAAGGCAGUAUAGUUCCCAUGUACUCGUAUGUACUAUAUGUUGUUGAAACAUAAGAUUCUAUAAGUAAAGGUUCCAUUCUUCAGCAUGAGAAGUGGGGUAAGCAGUCUUUUAAUGUACACCGAUUUAAAUUAAUGCACUCAGAUUUGUUAUGAUAAUAUUUACCAAGCAUAUUUUCCGUAUUAUAUUGCUCGUCGCUUCUUAAAGUCCACAAAUUAGUUUUACGUUUGAAACGGUCUUAAAUUUCUAAUUUUAUCUAGUAAUUUGGCUGAUUAAAGUUGCUUGUUUCUUAUUAUCGAUGUUUAAGUAUAUCUAUAUCUAUCUCUAUUCAAAUAAAGCCCAUAAUAUGUAACAAGCUUGCCUCCUAUCGUUUGUAAAUCACAUUUUUAGUCUAUUUUAUUAUAUCCUUUUUUAACUUAACUCAAAUGCUCAUGUUGUGUUUCGACGAAUGCAAUUAAAAUGUUGAACUAGCCGUUAAUUGAUUCAAAUUAGAUUUCAAUCUUCCAAGUAAUAAGUACCUAUCAGUGAAAAAUUGGAAAAAAUAUUUGAGUGCCCCAUUUUCGUUCACUUAUUUAAAACUAUUCUAUAAAAUAUCCUUAUUUGUGAAACAUUAAAGUUCAUUUGCUAGUUUACACACACUGUUAUAUACCUACCUACCUACAUACAUAUUUAUACAAUAGAAUAAUUAUUUGCUAUUCACCUUUUCGUACCUUAUUAGGUAAAUUAUGUAUACACUAAAGCUGUCUUCGGUCUUAAAUAGUUGAGAAAUUGUUUGUCUGAUUUCUUGUCUUGUCGUUAUGUUAUGUCAAUGGGUAGCAAUGAAUUGAGCUGAAACCUUUCUUCUAUAGCAGUUGCUGAUUAUAGCAUUUAGAUUAUAUUAACAGUGUUCCUACAUUUUAGUCAGUACCUACACAUUAUUUCUAAAGGACAAAAAAUAAACGCUAGAUCUUUCUUCACGUGAUGAACAUACGAAGUCGGCGUAAUCGCCUUCAGUUCGUCAAAGUUGUUAUUACCACAGUAUUUUUAUAUACAAUACGAAUCUGAAAUUUUUAUACUAGAUGCAAAUAUCCAUAGGAAAAUUGCUACAACAUUGCCUUUUGAAGCUUCAUUCCUUACAAGUAGUUUACAUGCAUGUUUCACUUUAAUUUGGUCCUAUUCUAUUAUUUGGCUAAACCGAUAAAUAAGUCAUAUAGGUAUACAUAUCUCAUCUAUAGUAAUUUUGGUUUACGCUAACAAUUACAAAGGAGUAAGCAAACAUUGUUUCCGAUUAAAAUGACCACGAUCACAUUCCGUUAGUAUUUUAAAUACUAACUUUCAAUUACUGAAAGACUUGCAUUAAUACACACUUUAUUCGCAACAACCGUAGAAAUACUUUUUAAUAUGAGAGCUAACGCAGACAAUAAUACAUAGGUACGUAAUGUAUUUGAUAGAUAGUACCGAAAUUAUUUUAUUCUGGUAUUUAUAUUUGCAAACAUGUCCUUGUUCAUGAAACAUUUUGCGUCUCUAUAAAUAUGAUCCUGAUUAAGUAAUUCUUGAUUAUAUUCAGCAGAACUAUAGUCUUGCACUACGUUGUUCCAAGGGAACUACUGACAAUAAAA